UUUACCAAAGGGGUAUUUAUACCCCACAAGGGAACUUGCUGCUCUGCAGUUAGAAGAGAGCAGUUUAAGCCCAGAAGAAGAGAUAGAAUUAGAAGAACAAGCAGCAAAUUAUGAAGAAAAUAGAUACAGGCCACUGGAAUAUAAGAACCCAGUGCCCUAUGUUCUGGGGCAAGGGGCUGCUACUGCCCCCCCACCUUAUUCAAUGCAGCCAUCUUGCUCACUCCUUUCAAAAACUGUGAGGAGAAAGUUAGGCAUGGCCUUCCCAGUCUUUGAAGCACCCAUAGAAGGGCAAGAAGGCAUGGGACGGAUCUAUGCACCUAUAGACUAUAAUCAAAUAAAAGAAUUGGCUGAAGCAGUAAGAAAAUAUGGAGUGAAUGCAAAUUUUACUUUAGCACAGCUAGACAGACUGGCGAGAGAUUCUAUGACGCCUACUGACUGGCAAACUAUUGUAAAGGCUAUGCUUAAUAGCAUGGGCCAAUUUUUAGAGUGGAAGGCGCUAUGGUAUGAGGCUGCACAAGAGCAAGCCCGAAUCAAUGCAGCCUCCUUAACCCCUGAACAACAACAAUGGACAUAUGAAAUGUUAACAGGACAAGGAAGAUAUGCAAAUGAACAAAAUACUUAUGCCUGGGGAGCCUAUCAACAGGUUUCCAUGACGGCAAUUAGAGCAUGGAAAGCUUUAACUAAAAAGGGAGAAGGAGCAACCCAGCUAACCAAAAUUAUACAGGGCCCACAGGAAUCAUUUUCAGAUUUUGUGGCCAGGAUGACCGAGGCAGCAAACAGAAUUUUUGGAGAUUCAGAAUCUGCAAUGCCUCUUAUUGAGCAAUUAGUUUUUGAACAAGCAACACAAGAAUGCCGUAAUGCCAUUGCCCCUUGUGUCGGGAGCCGCCCCGCCAUUACAAGAUGGCGCCGGUUUCCUGCUUCCUGGUUCUUCUUGCCUGAUUCGGCUUCAUCCAUACGCAUGCGCUCACGACAUGCUAAUUGA
This is a messenger RNA of Nannospalax galili (Upper Galilee mountains blind mole rat), 982 nucleotides long. RefSeq names its product igE-binding protein-like. The coding region runs from base 203 to 982 and encodes 259 amino acids. Gene Ontology annotation, biological process: viral process. NCBI's taxonomy places the organism in Eukaryota, Metazoa, Chordata, Mammalia, Rodentia, Spalacidae. The record is from RefSeq and is a predicted model, not a curated record. The transcript has a single exon.